AUUUUUCUAGUAGCACUGGAAGGCAGCACGACAGGCAGGAUUGGAGGUUCGUUCGGACUCGGUCGAACUCGACAGCCGAAGAGGGGGGCACUGUUGUCAUUCGUCAGGGCUGUGUGUGUCGAGCUUUUGUCCAGAAGAAAUGGCUGGGAUUAAAGCUCUCAUCAGCCUGUCUUUUGGAGGGGCCAUUGGCCUCAUGUUCCUCAUGCUAGGAUGUGCCCUCCCUGUGUACGACAAAUACUGGCCUUUGUUCCUCCUCUUCUUCUACAUCCUCUCUCCCAUCCCUUACUGCAUCUCGCGGCGGGUGGUUGAUGACACAGACUCAGCCAGUAACGCCUGCAAAGAGCUGGCCAUCUUCCUCACGACGGGCAUUGUCAUCUCAGCCUUCGGCCUGCCCAUAAUCUUCGCACGAGCUGAAGUAAUUGCCUGGGGGGCGUGUGCGCUCGUUCUAACGGGUAACAUAGUCAUCUUCGGGACCAUCCUGGGCUUCUUCAUGGUCUUUGGAUCCAACGACGACUUCAGUUGGCAGCAGUGGUAAAACAGCAGAGGGAGGGGGACCUUAGUCGGAACUGUUUUUAUUAGCGUUACAAUUAUUAUUAUGGUAUUACUGUUUGGUUCUUGUUGUUGUUAUUUAUAUGAUGACCGCCCAUCCAUAGACUCACACCAAACCAGUGCAAUACUUUCUUUUUCUUCUUCUUUUUUUGUACCGCCUGCAUCAUAUUGAACUGACACAAGUGGGAUGGAAAAUGCUGACUUUCAGUUGGAUUUUUACUCAUUUUAGUUAUGCUCUUUUGACUUCUGUGUUUUAGAAUUUUUCUCAUUUUGUUUGUUUCAUUUUGAGCAUUGUAGGCUGAUGAACACUGGUGAACAGCUGCUUAUUUUAUUUGUGAAAAAACAUGUUACAAUGAAUCCAUUUGAAUGUCGAACAAGGCCUAACAUGUCUUGGCUCCUCUCUCUAUUUAGUCAGUUUAGACACUCUGAAAAGCUCUGGAAGAAGCUUUCUCUACACUGACAGUACAUGUGGGGGUAUAUUUCCAGGCAAAGUGCUGAGUUGAGUGUAAAUCAGCAGAAUUCUGAUAGUAGAUCUACACAGUCAAGCUCUGAUUUCACCACUCAAGAUGAGGAAAAGCUCAGUUUCCAUUUGGCUCGAGUCUUAUUAGAUUGAAACUGUGUCUAUUUUUUCUCACAGAAGGUGAAAAUUCCGCUGACUUUUAAUAAGCUUUCUGCUAAUGUAAUGCUACCAUCGCUAAGCUGUGAAAGUCUAGAAGAUCAGUGUGCGUUUGUGAAAGAACUGGGCUGUUAACUGCCACCAACCCUUCUCAUCAUUCGAACCAUGUUACAUGUAAAUGUAAAUCAGUUGUCUUUCCAGCAUUAUGUUUCUGUUUGGUACCAUGUUGAAAAUACGUAAUAUGUUAUCUCUUCAAUUGAUUUAAUGUCUGCAAUCCAUAAAAGUAAUUUACCAUCACGCAAAGUAAGGAGACGGUGUUCAUGAGCAGCAGCGUGUUUGUUUCCUCUCUGAACUUAAGAGGAUAGGAUUUAUCCAAACAUCGCAGAGAUCAAAUUAAACCGACUUCGGUGCCACCUGGAUGCAGGCUGCUUAUUCACUCUUAGUUUACCUCACUCUAUGUAAGGGUAAGCGUCGCCGGGUCAGGUCAAGAAAGCAUGAAAAGCCUUUAGUAGCCGCCAGCUAGCGUAGGAUUAGCUUGAGAACAGCAGCCUUGUUGGAGCCAAGCUAAGAACUAGGCGACUUAAAAUAUAACACUAACAGCCCUUAAGCUUUUAAAUGUGACUCCUUCAAAAAAAAAAAAAGUAAGAAAAGAAUCUUAGUGUUAAUGUAUUUUUCUCUAGAAGCACAUUAGGUCCAGAUUUGGCGCACGUGCCGUCACGUUUCCUCGCACCAGCAUUUCCAUGAUAAAAACACAUGUUUUAUGAUCUGUUUUUCUGUGUGUUUCUAUGUUCUCCGGCUUGCGUGAAGGAAAUAUGUAAAUUGGGUUGUGUAAUCUGUCGGCAGCUUACAGCCUGCAGUCAAGUCAGGUGCGGCUCUCCUGUUUAACUGCAUUAGUGGUAGCUAAACAAGGAGUUUAGCAUCUGCUGCCUCGUAAAGCACUGGUGUGUUGAGUGUCAAACGUUUCCUUUAGAUGUUGAUUUUAAUUCAGUUUUUUGGGGGGUUUUGUGGAUGGUUCCGUUUGAAUAUGUGCCCCCUGGAAGAUCCAAAACAUAUUUUUAAUUCUCAACUUAUGUGUUGUAGGCCUUGCCCAGCAUGUACUUUUACCAUGGGUUUCCAUGCACAGAUGAUUUCCAUUCAAAGUUUAAGACAAGCUCUUAGGUAAAUUAACACUCAUAAUGUCCACACUUUCUGUCCCACAGUAUAAUUUCCACGUUCAGAAUCCCCCCCCCCCAUAUUUUUAAAACCACA
Messenger RNA from Sander lucioperca (pikeperch), 2413 nucleotides. It is a transcript of the gene leprotl1, whose product is annotated as leptin receptor overlapping transcript like 1. The record is from RefSeq and is a predicted model, not a curated record. NCBI's taxonomy places the organism in Eukaryota, Metazoa, Chordata, Actinopteri, Perciformes, Percidae. Gene Ontology annotation, biological process: negative regulation of growth hormone receptor signaling pathway; late endosome to vacuole transport via multivesicular body sorting pathway. Gene Ontology annotation, cellular component: endosome. The transcript has 4 exons. The coding region runs from base 140 to 535 and encodes 131 amino acids.